Bacillus rossius redtenbacheri is the source of this 1020-nucleotide messenger RNA. It is a transcript of the gene RpS2, whose product is annotated as small ribosomal subunit protein uS5. The coding region runs from base 145 to 969 and encodes 274 amino acids. Gene Ontology annotation, cellular component: ribosome; cytosolic small ribosomal subunit. The transcript has 6 exons. The record is from RefSeq and is a predicted model, not a curated record. NCBI's taxonomy places the organism in Eukaryota, Metazoa, Arthropoda, Insecta, Phasmatodea, Bacillidae. Gene Ontology annotation, biological process: translation. Gene Ontology annotation, molecular function: RNA binding; structural constituent of ribosome.
AUUAAUUUGUGUUUUUAUCUAGAUAUAAUUCUUAUGGCCUUGUAAAACAUUUUAAUUCAACUAGGAACGUGUAGUUGUUCUUUUGUUAUAAGUAGUACCUACUUCCUCUUCCUAAGUUAUUGCUUGAUUUCACGUGGAAGUAACAUGGCGGACGCUGCUCCAGCCCGAGGUGGUUUUCGAGGUGGGUUUGGCUCUCGCGGGGGUCGCGGUGGUCCGAGGGGCCGUGGCAGGGGUCGCGGUCGCGGCAGGGGUCGCGGAAAGGAGGCAGAGAAAGAGUGGAUCCCGGUCACCAAGCUGGGACGUCUGGUGCGUGACGGCAAGAUACGCACACUAGAGGAGAUCUACCUAUUCUCCCUCCCCAUAAAGGAGUUUGAAAUUAUUGAUUUCUUCAUCGGGCCGUCUCUGAAGGAUGAGGUGUUGAAGAUCAUGCCUGUUCAGAAGCAGACACGUGCCGGUCAACGCACCAGGUUCAAGGCCUUUGUAGCCAUUGGCGACUCAAAUGGCCACAUCGGGCUGGGCGUGAAGUGCUCCAAGGAAGUUGCUACAGCAAUCCGUGGUGCCAUCAUAUUGGCCAAGUUGUCCGUGGUGCCGGUGAGGCGUGGCUACUGGGGGAACAAGAUCGGCAAGCCGCACACCGUGCCUUGCAAGGUGACAGGUAAGUGUGGGUCCGUGCAAGUGAGGCUGAUCCCGGCGCCCAGGGGUACCGGCAUCGUGUCUGCCCCGGUCCCCAAGAAGCUGCUCCAGAUGGCGGGCAUCGAGGACUGUUACACUUCUGCCCGGGGCUCCACCGGCACACUCGGCAACUUCGCCAAGGCUACAUAUGCUGCCAUCGCAAAGACAUAUGCCUACCUGACCCCCGAUCUGUGGAAGGACAUGCCUCUAACCAAGACCCCAUACCAGGAGUUUGCCGACUACUUGGCCAAGAAUCAUCGGCCUGUGGCUGGUGCAGGCAUCCCGCGAGAGUCCUAAGUCACCCUGUUCUGAGCUAGUCUGGAUGUGAAAUAAUAUGACUUCAAACGA